GAGGUUAAACAGUACCCAAGGUGAAAUCAGAGUUGGACCGAGCCAUCAGGCCAAACUUCCCGAUCUGCAGCCGUUCCCUUCGCCGGACGGAGACACCGUGACGCAGCACGAGGAGCUUGUGUGGAUGCCAGGAGUCAAUGACUGCGACCUGCUCAUGUACCUUAGGGCAGCCAGGAGCAUGGCAGCUUUUGCAGGCAUGUGUGAUGGGGGUUCCACAGAAGAUGGCUGUGUCGCAGCCUCCCGUGAUGACACUACACUUAAUGCACUCAAUACACUACAUGAAAGUAACUACGACGCUGGAAAAGCCCUGCAGCGGUUGGUGAAGAAACCUGUGCCCAAGCUGAUUGAGAAGUGUUGGACCGAAGAUGAAGUGAAACGCUUCAUCAAGGGGCUGAGGCAGUACGGCAAGAACUUCUUCAGGAUCCGCAAGGAGUUGCUGCCCAACAAGGAGACCGGAGAACUAAUCACCUUCUAUUACUAUUGGAAGAAAACCCCUGAAGCAGCAAGUUCUCGAGCCCACCGUAGGCAUCGAAGACAGGCUGUGUUUCGGAGAAUUAAAACCCGAACUGCUUCCACUCCAGUCAACACUCCCUCCAGGCCCCCCUCCAGUGAAUUCUUGGACUUGAGCUCAGCCAGUGAAGAUGACUUUGACAGCGAGGACAGUGAGCAGGAGCUGAAGGGCUACGCCUGUCGUCACUGCUUCACAACCACCUCCAAGGACUGGCACCACGGCGGUCGAGAAAACAUCCUGCUCUGCACCGACUGCCGCAUCCACUUCAAGAAAUACGGAGAGCUCCCACCCAUCGAGAAGCCUGUGGACCCUCCACCCUUUAUGUUUAAGCCUGUCAAAGAGGAAGAUGAUGGACUCGGUGGAAAGCAUAGCAUGAGGACAAGGCGGAGUCGAGGCUCGAUGUCUACACUACGCAGUGGUCGUAAGAAGCAGCCAGCCAGCCCUGAUGGUAGAGCCUCCCCUAUCAACGAAGACAUCCGUUCCAGCGGCCGCAAUUCCCCCAGCGCUGCCAGCACCUCCAGCAAUGACAGCAAAGCAGACUCGGUGAAGAAGUCCACCAAGAAGAUAAAAGAAGAGGUAUCCUCUCCCCUCAAGAACUCCAAGAGGCAGCGGGAAAAAGCAGCUUCUGACACGGAAGAACCUGACAGAUCCAAUGCCAAAAAAUCCAAAACUCAAGAGAUCAGCCGACCAAACUCUCCCUCCGAGGGCGAGGGCGAAGGCGAGAGCUCCGACAGCCGCAGCGUCAACGACGAGGGCAGCAGCGACCCCAAGGACAUCGACCAGGACAACCGCAGCACCUCGCCCAGCAUCCCCAGCCCUCAGGACAAUGAGAGCGACUCGGAUUCCUCGGCUCAGCAGCAGGUGCUGCAGGCGCAGCCGCCGGGGCUCCCCGCGAGCCGGAGCCUCCCCCCGGCCGCCGGCCACCCCCCGGGCGGCCUCCACGCCGUGGCCUCGCAGCCGCCCUUUGCCCAGCACGCCUUCGUGCCCGGGGGGCCCCCGGCCAUCACGCCGCCCUCCUGCCCCGCCACCUCCACGCCGCCCGCCGUGCCGGGUGUCCCGCUGCAGAGCUCCAUCUCCACGGCCGCCGCCUCGAGCGGGAGCGUGCCCGUGGUGACGUCCUGCACGCUGCCACCCAUUCAAAUCAAAGAGGAAGUCCCAGACGACGCCGAGGAACCGGAGAGCCCUCCGCCUCCGCCCAGGAGCCCCUCGCCAGAGCCGACCGUGGUGGAUACCCCGAGCCACGCCAGCCAGUCGGCCAGGUUCUAUAAGCACCUAGACCGUGGCUACAAUUCGUGCUCGAGAGCGGACUUGUACUUCAUGCCUCUAGCAGGAUCAAAACUGGCCAAGAAGCGAGAAGAGGCCAUUGAAAAGGCCAAAAGGGAGGCAGAGCAGAAAGCCAGAAGAGAGAGAGAGCGGGAGCGUGAAAGAGAAGCAGAAAGAGCUGCGCAGAAGGUAUCCAGCUCCUCCCACGAGGGCCGUCUCGGAGAGUCCCAGCUCAGCGGGCCGGCGCACAUGAGGCCUUCGUUCGAACCUCCACCCACCACCAUCGCUGCUGUGCCACCCUAUAUCGGCCCGGACACACCUGCUUUACGAACACUGAGCGAAUACGCACGUCCUCACGUCAUGUCGCCCACAAACCGCAAUCAUCCCUUCUUCGUCCCCCUGAACCCCACCGAUCCGCUCCUGGCCUACCACAUGCCUGGCCUCUACAACGUGGACCCCACCAUCCGGGAGCGAGAGCUCCGAGAGCGGGAGAUCCGGGAGCGAGAAAUCCGGGAAAGGGAGUUGAGGGAGAGGAUGAAACCCGGCUUUGAGGUGAAGCCCCCGGAGCUCGACGCGCUGCACCCGGCUACGAACCCCAUGGAGCAUUUUGCCCGGCACGGGGCACUGACUAUUCCCCCAACAGCAGGACCUCACCCGUUUGCUUCCUUCCACCCGGGUUUGAAUCCCCUCGAAAGAGAGAGACUUGCACUGGCAGGCCCCCAGUUACGGCCUGAAAUGAGCUACCCGGACAGACUGGCAGCGGAGAGGAUACACGCGGAGCGCAUGGCCUCGCUCACCAACGACCCCUUGGCCCGGCUCCAGAUGUUCAACGUCACGCCUCACCACCACCAGCAUUCACACAUCCAUUCACAUCUACACCUACACCAGCAGGAUCCGUUGCAUCAAGGUGAGCUGGGGGCAUUGCCAGGGAAUCUCGCAGGAGCCAGAAGCCUGCUCCAAACCAGGCAGGCUCAUCCUGGUGUUCUGAGCAGCAAAAUGUCCAGCUUUUUGCACAUAGCACUGGUGUGGAACGAGGUGGUGACACCCGAAGGGCAGCCACCUCAUGAGCAUGAGAUGCUCCGGCAUCCAGUCUUUGGUACCCCCUACCCUCGAGACCUGCCCGGUGCCAUUCCACCUCCCAUGUCUGCAGCCCACCAGCUGCAGGCCAUGCACGCGCAGUCAGCAGAGCUGCAGAGACUGGCAAUGGAGCAGCAGUGGUUGCACGGGCAUCCUCACAUGCAUGGUGGUCAUCUACCGAGUCAGGAAGAUUACUACAGUCGACUGAAGAAAGAAGGCGACAAACAGUUGUAAUAAAUUAUUUAUUUGUAAUUCUGGCUGUGGAAACCCCGGUCCUUGGGAAGGAAUGGAACAUUUUUACAUACAAUAAGAGCUACAAAAGGAAAAGAAUAUCUUAUAAAGAUUUCUUUAUAUAUUUAAAACAGAAACAACCACCCAACAAGUAGAGACUUAACAGCAUAGUGUUCAUUUGUAGAGAAGAUUUCUCAAGACUGGUGUGGGUCUCCCUGCAUGACAACGUAUUCAGAAGCUUAUUGAAAGUACAGGACUGUGUGGAAUAUUCGGAGAACUUCCUGCAAUCUUGUUUUUUUUAUUAUUAUUAUUA
This is a messenger RNA of Tinamus guttatus (white-throated tinamou), 3395 nucleotides long. Lineage: Eukaryota; Metazoa; Chordata; Aves; Tinamiformes; Tinamidae. The record is from RefSeq and is a predicted model, not a curated record.